Magallana angulata is the source of this 1054-nucleotide messenger RNA. RefSeq lists its product as uncharacterized. The record is from RefSeq and is a predicted model, not a curated record. The coding region runs from base 199 to 774 and encodes 191 amino acids. Lineage: Eukaryota; Metazoa; Mollusca; Bivalvia; Ostreida; Ostreidae. The transcript is spliced from 2 exons.
CAGUAGUUUAAGAUACUUUGAAUUAUCCAGGGAAUGUCUAGACCAGGUGCUAAAUAAGUCUAAAGAUACCAACUUAUUCCAAGAAUGUAGAAUGUUCAAACCUAUCAUGAUAUUUUCAGGGAAGAAGAACCACAACAUGGCCAGGGAGCUGCUUGUCAGUCGACCAGUAACUCAACAUAUACAUGUACCACUGCGUCAAUGGAAGUAAACAUAAAGCAGACUUGGACGAAUUGUCUAACAAAAGGCUUGAUAAGUCUGAGAGGUGAGAUGGAUUCAGAAUUUGCUUCGAAGAAGAAGACUCACAAGGCACUAUGGAAAGAAAUAUCAGUUAAACUAAAGGAGAUCCACAACUUUACUGGUGAUUGGUUCCAGUGCCAAUCCAAAUUUAACAAGCUAACCGCAAAGUAUAAAGCUGUUGAAGAUGCCAACAGAAAAUCAGGUGAAAAGCGGAGGUCUAUGGAAUUCCAUUCUGAAAUGAUGGAAGUUAUGGGGGAUGACCCAAAAAUAACCCCUCUAAAGACAGUGUCUGUAGGUGUGGGAAAGGGUGUGAAUGUUGUUUGUGGUGAGAAAGAUGAUGGUGAGAAGGGGUGUGAGAUUGUCAAAGCAAGGGGUGAGAGAGAGAAGAAAGCCAGCAAGCGGAAGAGAGAAGAUGAGUUGUUUGAGUUGUUGACGGAGGUGAGGGAUGAUAGGAGAAGGUUUCAAGAGGAGCAGGUAAGAAUGAAUGAAAGAAAGCUUGAAAUAAUGGAGAGGUUGGUUUCUCUGUUUGAUAGAUAGAUAGAUGUUAUUUUGCAUUUCCUUAAGGUGGUAUGGGACAUUAGUCGAUAUCAAUGUGGAUUAAAGUACAUUAAAAUUAAAAUGCUUUCAACAGUUUAGAAUUUUCAAAUUUUACAAUAUUUUGCCAAAAAAUAUGUCUUGAUAAUUUUUGAAAAGGUAAAAGGUUUAAAGACCCCAGCUGGAUUGGAACUCAUGACUUACAGUUUUAAAGCAUAUCCUCUAACCAACUGCGUUACGCUUAAUGUUCUAUUGCGAGAAAGACACUGUUUAUAAAAUUACA